AUGAAGUGGAUCAUAAUUUUGUCAUUAUUUGCCAGUGCUUAUUGCUUUUCUAAUUUAACAUUUACACAGUGGCGUUUAAGAUACAGAGUCACAUUCCCAAGUACAAAGGAAAGAAGGCAGCGUGAAAAAAUAUUUAUUGACACAAAAAAUGAGAUUGUUGCUUUUAAUUCAAAUCCCAAUAUCACAUACGAGAAGGACCUUAAUCCAUACACACAUUUAAGCUGUGAGGAAUUUAUCUCCACUCGAUGUGGAACUAAACUUCCAGAACGUCUGAGAAAUAAUCCUCAAGCUAUAGUCGAGGAUGUUUUAGACGCAAGAAUUGCAUAUCCUUUUGGCAAUUACACAUCAGCUGAUGCACCGGACUACACUGAUUUUACAAAUUUAAUGCAACCUGUUCAAAAUCAAUUGUCAUGUGGUUCAUGCUGGGCAUUUUCUGUAAUGAGUCAACUUGAAGGGCUAUUGAAAAUCAAAGAUUCAUCAUUCAACACACUUUUAGCACCUCAAUUCUUACUAGAUUGUAAUACAGCACAAGUUGGAUGCAUAGGAGGCUGGCCUACUGAUGCACUAUCAUGGCUGAAAACCAAAUUAGGAGGAAAUAACAAAGCACCAAGUCAACUUUUGUAUCCUUACCGAGCAGCAGUAAAAACUUGUAGGAAAACACUGUCAACUAUAAAUUUAGAUAUCCAACAAGUUAGAGAGAGAUAUUUGGGUGGAAAUGAAGGAGCUCUAAAGGCACAAAUUGCUAAUUUUGGUCCAACAAUUGUUGCAAUUUAUGCCUCAAAUGAUUUUCAAUAUUACAGCAGUGGAGUCUUUUAUGAUCCAACAUGUCCUUCUGGAAAUACAUGCUUAAUAUUAAAUCACGCAGUAACGAUUGUUGGCUAUGGAACUCAUCCAACUUAUGGUGAUUAUUGGUUGGUCAGAAAUUCUUGGGGAUCAGAUUGGGGAGAAGAUGGAUACAUCCGUAUGGCAAGGAAUAGAAAUAACAACUGCAAUAUUGCAUGCUACGCUAUGUUUGCGCAGUGA
Molecule: messenger RNA, 1023 nt
Organism: Chironomus riparius
Lineage: Eukaryota; Metazoa; Arthropoda; Insecta; Diptera; Chironomidae
Source: the annotation of a GenBank genome assembly